AUGGAGUGCAAGGAGCAAAAGGACCUUGUUGUUCUACCAGUGUUUUAUAAAGUAGACCCAAAAGAAGUGAGAGGGGGGACAGCGAGUUAUAUGAGAGGCCUGGCUAAGCAUGAGUCCGAGGACGGAAAAAAUUCGAAGGAGAUGAAGACAUGGAAGAAAGCUCUUUUCGACGCCGGUAGCUUGUCCGGGUGGACUUUGAAUGAUGGAGAUGAUGAGUCGGAGCUUAUACAAGAAAUCAUGAAGCACAUCUCCACUCGCCUAGGCCGAAAACCUUUAAAUGUUGCUGUGCAUCCGGUUGGGAUGAAGUCCCGAUUGGCGGAGCCGAAAUCAAUGUUAAACCUUGAGUCUAAAGAUGAUGUUCUCAUGAUAGUGGUGCCCGAUGUGGAUAGAGGUGUUAAUCUAAUACAAGAUAGACUCUGUAACAAAAGAGUUCUUGUCAUCCUUGAUGACGUGGAUGACCUGGACCAGUUACACGCUUUAGCGGGAAAAGCUGAUUGGUUUGGUAAUGGGAGUAGGAUCCUUGUUACUACAAGAGAUAGUCAUUUGCUGACUCCCAGGUUAGAUUGGGAUCAUGUGUAUGUGUAUGAAGUUAAAGCGAUGGAUGACGGUGAAGCUCGUGAGCUACUUAGAAAGCAUGCUUUUCCAACAUACCAAAAAUUAGAAAGCAGGACAGAUCUAGUGCAUGGUUUUUUGAAUCAUGCUAAAGGCCUUCCUUUAGCACUUGUGGUGUUGGGUUCCUUAUUACGCGAUACAACAGAAGCUAUAUGGGAAAGCAUACUAAAGAAACUUUCCAAGAACCUUGAUAGAAAGAUUAAUAAUGUGCUCAAAGUGAGUUAUGAUGGACUAGAUGAAGAUGAGCAAGAGAUCUUUCUCCACAUUGCCUGCUUCUUUAAGGGCGAGAAAGAGAGUAUACAAAGAAGCAAGAAUGCGAUGAUCCCGGAAGACGUAGUGCUACGGCUAUAUGAGGACGUUCUUGAAGUUCUAUCACGCGACAUGGGAGACUGUGCUGUCAAAGCUAUAGUGUUGGAGCUACCUAAGCCAACAGAGAUGUGUAUUGGUCCUAAUGCUUUUACAAAAAUGAGAAGGUUGAGAUUGCUCAUUUUUCGCAAUGAUUUUCGAAAUUUGAAGUACAUGAAGUUCGACUUCUGCAAGUCGCUGGUUCGCACGCCCGACAUAUCGUGGACUCCAAAUCUCGAGGAAUUGCAUAUCUAUAGUUGCGAAAACUUGGUAGAAGCCCACGAGUCCAUCGCAGAUCAUGGCAAGUUACAGGUCUUGGAUUUACGUUGUUGCUUUGAACUCAGCGUUUUUCCAGAAGUGCUCAAGUCAGGAAAUCUACGGGAACUCCAACUUGGAAGAUGCUCAAAAUUAGAAAGGUUUCCUGAUGUUCCACAUAAAUUAGAAGGCCUAACAAAGCUUGGUCUUCAAGAGACCGCUAUUAAAGGACUUCCUGCGUCAAUAGAAAAUUUGGUCUCUUUGGAGACAAUAUCAUUAUGUAGAUGCAAGAACCUGAUUAGUCUUCCUUCUAGCAUUUACAAGUUACAAAACCUUAAAAACUUGAACGCUAAGUGUUGCACAAACUUAAUCGGGUUUCCAAAGUUUGAGGAUUCAGAUGAGCCUUGCAUGAAGACCGGACUUUCAAAUUUACUCGGGUUGGAUCUUUAUGGAUGUAAUUUGACCGAAGUAGAGUUUCUCGAGAAUCUUUCCUGUUGUCCCAUCUUGACAGAUUUACAACUGAGGAGGAAUAAUAUUAAGAGCCUUCCUACGUCCAUCAGUAAGCGUGAUGAUUUGUUCAUUUUGACUAUUAGUGAAUGCCCUCAAUUACGAGAGAUUCCCGAGCUUCCACUGUUGUUGGGCAAAUUAGAUGCGGACAAUAGCGAAUCUCUGCAAAAAAAUGGACACUCGACUUUAAUGCAUCAUUUUGUCCGUAGAGGGUUGGCCAUGGCUGAUAUUUCCUCACUUGACCAGGUACCUCUUUAUUUGGACAUUUUUCUCAUGGAAGGAGAGAUGCCAGAGUGGGUCCUCCCUGUUGAAGAGGGCUCCGUAUCUUUCAAGGCUUCAAAGGACUUAUAUGACAAGUUUAUUGGAUUGGCUUUCUGUUUCUAUGUCCACGAAGGGCAAGAUAGGGAGACCCAUCCCAAGUUUGAGAUUUUGCCAUAUGUUGAUGGCGAAAUGCGGAAUUGCAAAGGAGAUGCGAAUCCUUGUUGGUGGGGUCGGAAUUUUAUGUUUCUUCGGUAUUACGUACCAUCCGACCUAUGGGAUGUAGUCGAUUUUGGUCAAAUUGAUGGGAAUUAUGUACAAUUCAGCCUUAGAGUGUCAACUACAAAUGUGAAAAAGUGGGGACUCCGAAUAAUAUGCAAACCACUAGAGGAUGAUUUGAAGGCCGUACUUCAAAACAAUUGGCUAAUGGAUCCAGCUUUACUCCUCGAGGUUGUUCUCGAAUCGACAGAUUCGGACGUGGAGAGCAAAGUUAGUUCGAUCAAGACAGAUAUACUGAAGGGCAUGGAAGAUUGUCAAAUGAGUAUUGAGAAGCACAAUCAAAUAGUAUCAAAGCGAAAUCAGAAGCUUAUGCUCCCUCAAGGCAAGCAAACCAAGACAAUGUUGACUUCCAAUUCAGCCGAUAGAGAUGAGAAUGGGAGUGUUGGCUUGCAGCUUUUGUUGUUAGAAUGA
Molecule: messenger RNA, 2667 nt
Organism: Rhodamnia argentea
Lineage: Eukaryota; Viridiplantae; Streptophyta; Magnoliopsida; Myrtales; Myrtaceae
Product: disease resistance protein RPV1-like
Exons: 7
Coding region: 1-2667 (888 amino acids)
Biological process (GO): signal transduction; defense response
Molecular function (GO): ADP binding
Source: RefSeq, a predicted model, not a curated record